Messenger RNA from Adineta ricciae, 1119 nucleotides. NCBI's taxonomy places the organism in Eukaryota, Metazoa, Rotifera, Eurotatoria, Adinetida, Adinetidae. The record is from the annotation of a GenBank genome assembly.
AUGUUAUAUGAUAAACAGAUGAAAACUUUAUCUAUUGAAUCCCCAACACAAAUUCAAUAUGAAAAGUUGUCUAAUAAUUCUUUCCAUGAUCUUCAAUGUCCAUGUUCACAUAUUUCAACAAAAUAUUCUGAAUUUCUUCAAUUUCAGCCAACUUAUCAUCAAAUCUGUUCAAGUAUAUUUGUUUCGCCCUUAUGGAAAAAAUGGGAAACUCUAUGGAAUGGAGGACAGAGUUGCCGUAUGGGAGAUUUUUAUAAUUUUGCACAUUUUUAUUUUCCACUUUUAUCCGAAUAUUGUCGAAUAUCAAAUGAAACAAUCUGGAAUGAAUUAACACGAUUAUAUGAUAUGGAAUAUAUAACAUCGUCAAUUAUUCCGAAAGAACAAUUUCAUAGAGAAAUGCAAUCAUUUAUUGAAAACUUUAAAAUACAAACACAAAAUUCCUUUAAAAUAAAAUUGAAUAUUAUUCGAAGUAUUAUUUUUGAUAAUCGAUUAUUGCCUCAAUUGGGACGUGUUAGCGAUUAUGUACCUCCUUCUGAUAUUACAAUGAAAUAUUUACCAGAAAAUUAUGAAAACUGUUCAUGUGAAACAGAUUCCACAUGUCAAAGAACAAUGUAUUUUUGUCGAAAUAAUAUUUUCACUUAUAUACAAAAUCUUUCUAUGGGUUGUUAUUUAUCAGAUUCAUUGUUCUCAUCAUCAAUUUCAUGUUUUUACAAUGAAAUUUGUCUAGACGUUAUUAAAAAACAGAUGAGCCAACGUACAGAGCUCUAUUACGACGUUCGACCAUUGGAUAGUUCAGAAAAAAGUCAAUAUAGAACCGAUAUAAGUAUUAAAACAUUAACUGAUAAUCUAUUUAUUGAGAAAUGGAAUGAUUUUUAUUCUUAUCAGAUUUAUUAUAAUUCUUGUCAACCCUCAAUUUGUUCGUAUAAAAUUAAAUUACGACCGAGUUUUCUCGAUUUAAUAACAAAAUUACUUUCUAUUUAUAAUGGAUUGACAAUUCUUUAUCAAUUUUUGAUACCAAAUAUUGUUCGUUUAAUUCGAAGAAAAAAAUCACAACGAAGAAGAAGUGAAUAUUGUAAUCUUAUUAUCCCUCUUCAGUCUGAUGUAUCCAUAUGGAUACAUUAA